Molecule: messenger RNA, 1383 nt
Organism: Australozyma saopauloensis
Lineage: Eukaryota; Fungi; Ascomycota; Pichiomycetes; Serinales; Metschnikowiaceae
Product: pyridoxal phosphate-dependent aminotransferase
Exons: 1
Coding region: 1-1383 (460 amino acids)
Biological process (GO): biosynthetic process
Cellular component (GO): mitochondrion; cytoplasm
Molecular function (GO): pyridoxal phosphate binding; L-kynurenine:2-oxoglutarate transaminase activity
Source: RefSeq, a predicted model, not a curated record
AUGGUCAGGAGCCCAAUCCCACGUCUUUGUCGCCAGUCACUUCGCAUCUCCACCAGAAUGACUUCCUCCGUUCCAAAACCACUCUCUUCCAAAGCAGCAGACUUGCACAAUCCCUACUUCCAGCAAAACCCCAACCAGAAGGAUGUUUGGACCUUGGUCAAUGAAACUGCGGCCAAUGCCGUGGCAGAGUCGGGAAAGCCCGUGACCAAUUUGGGCCAGGGAUUCUUCUCUUUUAAUCCUCCCGAUUUUGCGACCAAUGCAGUCACCCAGGCAUUGCAAAAGCCUCAAUUCAACCAGUAUGCGCCUGCUAGAGGUAACCCAAAUCUUUUGAGCAGUCUCUCGCGCUUUUACUCCGAAAGUUACGGUCGUGAGGUGGAUACACUGCAGAUUCAGAUCACUACUGGUGCCAAUGAGGGAAUUUUCUCGGUGUUCUUUGCCUUCUUGGAGGCUGGUGACGAGGUCAUAGUUUUUGAGCCCUACUUCGAUCAGUACAUCCCCAACAUUGAGAUGGCGGGCGGUGUAGUGCGUUAUGUGGACAUCCAGUGUCCUGAGAAGUUGAAGUCUGAGAACGUCACGGGUGAAGAUUGGACUGUAGAUUGGGAAGGUUUGGAAAAUUCCAUCUCUGACAAGACUAAAAUCAUCGUAGUAAACACUCCUCAUAAUCCAAUUGGAAAGGUUUUCACUGAGGAAGAGCUCUUCCGUAUCGGCCAGUUGUGUAUCAAACACAACAUCAUUCUUUUGUCCGAUGAGGUCUAUGAAAACUUGUACUACUCUCAAGCGUUCCCUCGCCCGGCUGCUUUGCCUUCAUUGCCCGAAUUGGCAUCGCGUACUUUGACAGUAGGUUCUGCCGGUAAGUCAUUCGCUGCCACUGGUUGGAGAGUCGGAUGGGUACAGGGACCUACAGAUUUGAUCAAAUAUGUGACUUCUGCGCACACCCGUAUCUGUUUCUCUUCCCCUGCACCUUUGCAGCAAGCUGCUGCUGAGGCUUUUUCUAUUGCCCACGAGAACAAGUAUUUUGAGCUUACAAGAGAGCAAUAUCAGGCCAAGUAUGAGAUUUUCAACAAGGUAUUUGACGACUUAGGACUUCCAUACACGAGCGCGCAAGGUGGCUACUUCCUUUUGGUCAAUUUGAGCAAACUUAAGAUCCCAGAGGACUACGAAUACCCGGCCGAUAUUCUCGGAAAGGGCACCAAGGACUACAAGUUGGUUUACUGGCUUAUUAAGGAAAUCGGAGUUGUUGGAAUUCCACCCACAGAGUUCAUUGCGCCUGAGAGAAGAAUCAACAAUCCGUUGGAGAACUGUGUUCGGUUCGCAGUGUGUAAGGACGAUCUGUUGUUGGAGGAUGCGGUCACAAAGUUGAGAAAGUUGAAGGACUAUUUAUAG